UAAUAUUUUUAUUUGUUUAUUUGAUCUAAAAUUUUAUAAAUAUCAUUUAUAUUCAUAAUUUUGAUGAAAAUUACACUAUAUUAAGUUUAUAUAUUCUAUUUUUGUGUUUUAUACAAUCUCAAACAUGAAAAUGUAUUAAUGUUAUACACAAUUAAAGAUUAACGUGUUUUAUAACAUAGUAAACCUUCUAAAAAUUCUGCCCCGCAUUAUUUCCGAUUAAUCCCCAAUUUUUUAUUUAGGCGUUAGACCCAACCCGAUCGUCCGACUAGCGCCUACCGCGUUUCCGAACAGGGCCUUUUACAUACCGAUUUGUGGCUUAAAGUGUCUGACAUUGCAUUAUGUCAACAUUAUUGUUACUCAUCUAAUUUAUCUUCCAAAAAUUGCUAUUACAUAAAUAAGUCUAUUUAUUUAAUAUUGGUUAUGUAAAAUAAAAAAAAACGAAGGGAAAUAAAUUUAAUAAUUUACGUGCCAAUGUUGGCUUUCACGUGGCCAAUCCUAGCCAGCGUUCAUUCCCACCAGCGCAUGUUUCCUAGCUCUCGAUUCAACCGAAGGUCCGAAGUAAAUUUAAAAAAAAAACUUCAAAGCAAAGAUUUCUUUUAAUGAAUUAAAAUAAAAGUCGCUGUGAAAAAUAGCUGUGAAAAAUAGAGAAGACGAGAGAGAGAUCCGAAUCCAAAUAUCCAAUCUCGUAUGUAAUCUUCUCACUCACUAGAAAAAACCAAAACAAAACAGCAGCACGUCGCAAAAUCUCAGACAAUGCUCUGCUAUGUCGGAAAAGCAACUAAGAUUUUCAUUUUCAUCGUCACCGUUGUUGUCGUCAUUGGUCUCGUCGUAGGCUUUGGUAUCCACCGUCGUAACUCACACCACUGCUCCGGCGACUAUUGCUCAUCUCCCACCGAUUCUUCUUCUUCGGAGCUGUUCGUUUCUCCAUUCAGAUGAGAGUUUUGUUCGUUUAGGCAUUAAAAGUACAAGUCAUCUGGAUGGCUCAUCUGAAUGAAUUUUACAAAUUUAGGCUUAAUUUUAAAAAUCAGCUGGUUGAUCCAAAUUAGAUCAUCUGGAUGAAGAUGAAUUUGUUAAAAUGGUAUAAUGUAUAUUAUACCCCCAUGUAAUUUACAAAUUACAAACCUAAUAUCAUUUUAUCACCCUAAAAUCUGGAUGGAUCAUCUGGAUGGAUCACAUAGAUGGAGCAGCCGGAUGGAGAUGGCAAAUGGAGAAACGAACAGGACCUUCCUCUCCAGCUUCCCCUUUUAUAACUCCCUUUCCUAAUCCUAAUCCGAACCCGCCUCUACUCGGAUAUUCCCCGCCCGCCCUACCCGACUCAUCAGCAUCACCAAACCCAUCUGUUCCGAUCACCCCAAUUCUGCCGGCGCCGAUUGUAAACUCUAGUUCUCCUCCGCCUCCGUCUAAUCAGAAUCCUCCGCCGCAACUUCCACCUCCUCCGCCUGAUUCAGAUAUAACCACCACACCGCCUCCACCUGCAUCGUCGCAAAUAUCAAUCGCGCCGCCACCUCCAACUCUAGAAUUGACAUCACCGCCAUUAAAUCCGCCGACCUCCGUCGUCAAUACUCCCGCUCCUGGCAUGCGAAGCUGGUGAACGACUAAAGUAUACCACACAUUUGUAAAUUCGCCAUAUUUCUCUCACUUUUCAGUUCUUGAUCUUGAUUCGUUUGUUUUUUUUUCUUAAAUCUUUAAAUUAAGGUGAAACUUUUUUUUCUAA
This is a messenger RNA of Brassica napus (rape), 1714 nucleotides long. Its product is annotated as leucine-rich repeat extensin-like protein 3. NCBI's taxonomy places the organism in Eukaryota, Viridiplantae, Streptophyta, Magnoliopsida, Brassicales, Brassicaceae. The record is from RefSeq and is a predicted model, not a curated record. The transcript has a single exon. Bases 1166 to 1591 code for a protein of 141 amino acids.